Molecule: messenger RNA, 2643 nt
Organism: Phaeoacremonium minimum UCRPA7
Lineage: Eukaryota; Fungi; Ascomycota; Sordariomycetes; Togniniales; Togniniaceae
Product: putative pumilio domain-containing protein
Exons: 5
Coding region: 1-2643 (880 amino acids)
Biological process (GO): nuclear-transcribed mRNA catabolic process, deadenylation-dependent decay
Cellular component (GO): cytoplasm
Molecular function (GO): mRNA 3'-UTR binding
Source: RefSeq, a predicted model, not a curated record
AUGGGCAACGGAACUGGCGACAAGGCAUCCCAAUCCCUCGGAACGUCCUUCCCGAGCUCGAGCUGGCAAUCAGGUGGAGGAAUAUGGGGAAAUGGUCCUAUCGGGUCGAACAGCUUCAGCAAGAGAGAGACAUCGGCAUCUCGAGCAUCUGACGAGUCCUUCAACGGUGCCUCUGGCAUAAGCCAACUAGCUGCACAGUCCGAAGCAGACUCGUGGGUACGACCUGGACCUUGGAACACAGAGAAUCCUUCAAAUGGCAACACAUCGGGCAGCACCUCACCAACCCGUAGGAGAGACGGCCAGCAGUCGAUUCAUGAGAUCUCGAACACUUCACCUUACUUCACAACCCGCACGGCUGCGAUUGGUCAAGGUCCAGGAUUUGGAAACCGGCCUAAGCAGAACACCUCGUUAGAUCCUUCCACGGGCGCUUUUAAACAGGGGCUGAAUGGCAUUGCCGACGACAAGGAGAGUUUCCAUGCUUUCCAAGUGCCGGGCUUCAAUACCUUCAAGCGUCCUUCCCAGGAUGCAGGCUACCUCAAUGUUGGCGGAUCUCCCAACCUUCCUCAUUCGCGACCCUCUGAGACCGACAAGUUUGAAGAGAGCGGCAAUGCCUAUGGUUAUCAAGGCACUCAAUCUCAUCGGCCUCAGCUCGCGGGUCCUUCAAACUCAUUCCCACGUACUAACUCCUCGUACAGCGUCAAUCAGUCGCAUGUUAACGAAGAGGAACUUCGCGAGAAGCUGAGGAGGAGCCUAACCCUGGAGGAGUCAUCCGAGCAAAUCACGAAUGGGUUAUACUCAACCUCGUCUCAGCCCUUCCAGUUUAACCCGGGCUCGCAACCCUGGGAGACAUCGAUUGGUGGUGGUUCCAAGGUGUACGGUGGAUACCAGCAACAAGACCCGUACGCGGAGUCGUUGGCACCUCCUUAUCUCUCAAAUGUGCACCGGCGGGGCCCAUCAGUAUCGCGUGAGUCGCCCGCCAGCAGCGUAUACCGUCAACCACUUCAAAGCCCUACCAAGAGCUACGGUGGAACACCUCCGGCCGAUGCUUGGAGUCGGCCCGGAUCUCGAGACCCCAGGAUGACCUCAGAAACGGACCGCAGGACACCAGGCCAACCAUUCCUGCAGCAGCCCGCUUACUAUCCGCCUCCUUACUACAACCCGAACUUCCCUAGUCAAUAUCCCCCACAGCUCUUUGACCCAUACACUGGCCAUCCUACCUUCAGGCCGCCCAUGCCGAUGCCAAACUAUGGGCUGCCCGUAAACCCAUACCUACCCGGUGGCGUUCCCAUCCGUCCUGGAAAAGACAGGGACCCUGGACAAGGGGUGCGAAGCAUGCUUCUUGAGGAGUUCCGAUCAAGCUCGAAGUCCAACAAGCGCUACGAGCUGAAGGAUAUCUACAAUCAUGUCGUCGAGUUCAGUGGAGACCAGCACGGGUCUCGUUUUAUCCAGCAAAAACUCGAAACUGCCAAUAGCGAUGAGAAGGAUCAGGUCUUCCGGGAGAUAGAGCCGAAUGCCGUGCAGCUCAUGAAGGAUGUAUUUGGCAACUAUGUCAUCCAGAAAUUUUUCGAGCACGGCAACCAAGUUCAGAAGAAGGUGCUUGCAGCACAGAUGAAGGGCAAGGUUGUUGAUUUGUCCACACAGAUGUAUGCCUGCAGAGUUGUCCAGAAGGCCCUGGAGCAUGUUCUUGUCGAGCAACAGGCCGAACUAGUCAAGGAACUAGAACCUGAGAUCCUGCGAAUUGUCAAGGAUCAAAACGGCAACCACGUUGUCCAGAAGAUCAUUGAACUUGUUCCCCGCCAAUACAUCGACUUCAUCAUGGAUGCAUUCCGGGGUCAAGUCAGCGGCUUGGCAUCUCACAGUUAUGGUUGCCGAGUGGUCCAACGUAUGCUUGAGUAUGGUUCAGAGGCAGACAAGAAUACUAUCAUGGAGGAGCUACAUGCCUGCUCCCAGGUCCUGAUUACUGACCAAUACGGAAACUAUGUCACUCAACAUGUGAUCCAGCAUGGCAAACCCGAAGACCGAUCAAAGAUGAUCCGCAUCGUCAUCAGUCAAUUAGUGACCCUAUCAAAGCACAAGUUCGCAUCCAAUGUUGUGGAGAAAUGUAUAGAAUAUGGAACUCAGGACGAGCGACGGGCCAUUCGCGAUGAGCUAACUACCAUUGGGAGCGACGGUACGAGCCCCUUGCAACUCAUGAUGAAGGAUCAAUAUGGCAACUACGUCAUCCAAAAACUCCUUAGCCAGUUGGAAGGUGAAGAGCGGGAGGCCUUCGUUGAGGAGAUGAAGCCACAAUUCACCUCCUUGAAGAAGGUCAGCACUGGUCGCCAGAUUGCAGCGAUUGACAGAUUGAUGUCAGCCGUUUCUUCGCCUACUCCCGGCAAGCCUGCCAGUCUCAGCGGGAGCGUCAACGGCAGUGUCAACGGCAGCGUCUCCGGCGCGGCUCCUGCCUCGCCGGGGUUGCAGGUAGAGGUCAACUCGGCUGCCCCUACACCUGUCUUGACGAUGGAGCCGAACAGCCCUCAAAGCAGCAGCCCCCCAAGCACUAAUGCUAGUGCUGUCGAGGACACGGCUGAGGAACCCAUAAACAACAAGGAGUCUGCUAAUGCAGCUGAUCCCAAGGUUCGCGUGGAUGAUAUUGAGGCUUAA